AGAUUAUGUAGGAAUAUCGAUAUGGCCGGGUCACUGGAACAUGCCGUGCCCAGCUCGGCUUUUUUCCUUGUCGCUGCGUACUACUCCGGCCUGAGGACGCCGUAGAGGGCGUUCUACAGCAGCCGGUGAUCCUAUGAGUUACUACGUAGCGUCAGUGAGUCUCCCGGGAAGUCGACAUCCAGCAUGUACUAGCGUGCUGCAGCUUACGGCUCAUUCGAGCCCAUCGAUUCGACGUGCACUACGAACGUCUCAACCGGCAUUCCAAGCUGCCUGUUUUGGCUGACAGCCACCGAAAUGGUCUAAAGCAUGGCAAGGACAUUUCUCGCCAUCGCUCCAUUGCUCCUGUCAGGGGCUGAUCAGCGUUGUCAAGGCGAGAAUUGUAUUAAAGAAGCUGCAUCGGACAGAUAUUCGACCGGCCUAGUCCAGUUGUUUCACGAUGGAUGAACAGUACAAGAGCACCGACCCUUCAGAGUAUCAAGUCUGCGAUCAGUGUCGUUUUCGCAAGAUCAGAUGUGACCGAACGAAGCCAAAGUGUUCCAACUGCACACGGCUGGGUUGCCGUUGCGAUUGGUCAGGGACUGGCAAGAGGAAAAGUCAAACAGCUAAUGUCGUCAAGACCAUCGGUGACUUGGUCGAACGAUUGAAUCAGCUUGACGAAAGAGUUUCAGAAAUCGAACUCUCUUUGUUGAAGAACUCUCUUACCCGCUCUCGAGACGUUCAAGCUUUGGAGUCUUCGACGAGCCCACUGAUUAUGAGCAACGGCGGGUACUUGUCUCCACCGAUGCAAACAAACGAUCAAGUCGCAGAACGUGCGGUCCCGACUCCUAUACCACCGCAGGUUCUCGCAGCCUUGAAGAUUCUUGCUGCGUGGCGAGACCAGCAACAACCCAACGGUGUCGCAAGCAAUGGAUACAUACAUCGCAACCGAGAGUCUCAAGCAGGACAUCCAUCCGAUAUCACCCAAAAUCCAACUCUAGAGGCUUUGCAGACUUUACAAAACCAGUGUCUCUCGCAAGAAAGAGGUGGUAGUCAUUUUGGCUUUUGCCCUCGCACGCCAGAAGAUGCCUUGGAGACAGCAUACGGGAAUGCCUGUUCCAGCAGCAUAUUGAGCCUGGAUCCAUCCCUCGCUUCAGGCAUUCAAUCAUUAUAUCAGAGCAGAAGAGUCAAUGCUCCAGUAACUAGUUAUCAGCCAUCUUUAUCGUCCGACUCUUCGAGUACCAGCCAGAGCGGCGUCCAGAACAAUUUCGACUUUCGAGACCUCGACUUCGACUUUAAUCGUCUAGAUCAGCUUGAUCCGGCAGUGAUGCAGAAUCUUGAGAACCUUCUCCAACAAUAUUUCCCUCGAUAGUUGUUACACUUAACGUCAGGUAUCUAUGGGUUCUUGCUGGAACGUGUUAUUCUGUGAAAAAAAUGAACAAUGAUCAUCAACAAGCAAAAUUACGCAUGGAAACUGAAGUUCCCUUUGUUUCCUCCAAUCUUUACUCGUUGCAUGUAUCCGAGUCAAUCGGUGAGUUUUCAGUGCUGACUCCGGAGGAUAUCCACCGAAUUGG
Dissoconium aciculare CBS 342.82 is the source of this 1550-nucleotide messenger RNA. RefSeq lists its product as uncharacterized. The transcript has 3 exons. NCBI's taxonomy places the organism in Eukaryota, Fungi, Ascomycota, Dothideomycetes, Mycosphaerellales, Dissoconiaceae. Gene Ontology annotation, biological process: regulation of DNA-templated transcription. Gene Ontology annotation, molecular function: DNA-binding transcription factor activity, RNA polymerase II-specific; zinc ion binding. The record is from RefSeq and is a predicted model, not a curated record. The coding region runs from base 437 to 1348 and encodes 303 amino acids.